Thalassophryne amazonica is the source of this 2250-nucleotide messenger RNA. RefSeq names its product FSD1-like protein. Bases 222 to 1706 code for a protein of 494 amino acids. The record is from RefSeq and is a predicted model, not a curated record. The transcript has 13 exons. NCBI's taxonomy places the organism in Eukaryota, Metazoa, Chordata, Actinopteri, Batrachoidiformes, Batrachoididae. Gene Ontology annotation, molecular function: protein binding.
UAAUUGAGGUUCCGCAGCAACCUUAUCUGGAUGUUCAGUAAUUUGACCCGAAGUCUUUAGAUCGGAACCAAAGGAUUGACCUGAGACACCUGGGACGAAAGACCAUGUGGAACUAAGAACCGUCCAAGUGCCUCAGUGGUUAAAUUUUUAUUUUCAAAAUUUUUUUUCUUGUUAAUCUCCGUGUGCCAGUGACCGAUUCACUUUGAGAAGCAAUUCUGGUCAUGGAAGUUCAAAAGGAAGCUCUGCGUCGCAUCAUCAGUACAUUAGCCAAUAAGAAUGAUGAGCUUCAAAACUUCCUGGAAACUGUCAACAACACAAUGAUUGGACUGCAGGAGGAGUCACAGAAAAUGAUGUCAGAGCUACAGUUGGAGCUUCAGCAGCUGACCUCAACUCUUGAGGACAGAGGGGCGGAGCUUCAUGAUGCAAUUAAAGAAGAGAAACAGCGAAAGGAGAUGGAGCUUCAGAAGCAGUUGUCAGAUGGACAGCUUGCUCUGCUGUCAUCUGAAGAAUUGCUGGAAUUUGCAACCCAAACCCUGAUGAUCACCAAUGAAGAAGAAUUUCUCAUGGCUGCCAAAGAAAUCAAAGAAAGGGUAACCAUGGCCCCGGCAUUCCGGUUGACAAUGCGACCAGCAGUGACGGAGAGCAUGUCACAUUUUACAGUGAACUUCGAUAUGGAAAAGGCGUGGCUUCGCCAACUUCACUUCCUGCCAGUGCCCAAAGCUCCAGAGAUUGAUGCCUCAAGCUGCACCGUCCGUGAUAACACCAUCACUGUUGCCUGGAGAUCUCCUAGCAACAGUGUUGCUGAUGAUGAUGGCAGAGCUGCAGGAAUCGAACAUUAUGAGCUGGAGUUCCAUAAAACGAACUGUGACAGAAUGCUGCAGGCAGUGAGAGAGGCAUGCUGGGAAAAAAUAGAAGAUAUCCAUACAACUGAGUUCACCAUCAAAGGUCUGAAGUUCAACUCCUGUUUCGUUGUUAUUCGUGUGCGAGCGAGAAACAAGGCGGCUGCUGGAGAGUUCUCAGAGCCCAUUGCUGUGGAAACCAGAGCAUUUAACUUUGGAUUUGAUGCAAUGACGGCACAUCCUGAACUGAAGGUGCAUGGCGACACGGUGACCUGGGAACCACAGGGGGUCAAAGGUCAUGAUGCCCGACUGAAAAACAAGGAGAAUAAAGGCAGCAGAAGUGCAACACCUUCACCCAAUAAGAUGGCAACUAAUCGACAGGGACGUGAUCGAUUUGCAGGGGAUUCCUACACCGUACUCGGUGACCAAGAGAUGAGCGCUGGCUGUCAUUACUGGGAGAUGUGUCCCAUGGCUGACUGGAAGUCGUUCAGUGUGGGCGUGGCCUACAGGGCCAGUUUGGGCCGCUUUGACCAGUUAGGGAAGCACGCUGGUUCGUGGUGUCUGUAUGCCAGCCAAUGGCUGCAGAGCUCUCUUGCUGCAAAGCACAACAACAGAGCCAAGGCACUGGAUUUACCCCUUCCUCAGCGAAUUGGAAUCUACUGCGACUACGACAACGGAGAUUUGCUGUUUAUUGAUGUGGAUCAUCUUCGUCUUCUUCACUGCUUCAAAACAAAGUUCAGCCAGCCACUCAUCCCUGCUUUCACUGUUUGGUGUGGCUCUAUCUGCAUAUCAACGGGUCUGCAGGUGCCAAGCUUCAUGGGAACUUUUCUCUCCACCAAUCGGAGCAUCAGCAAUUUGUCACAGUAGCACGUUCACAUCCUGCUGUCUGAUUGGCUGAGAAGAACUGACUUCCUCCAUUUGAUUGAAUUUUAAAUCAAGCUAAUUUUCACAUUUUGCAUGUACUAACAUGAAUUCACCUUUUAAUAUAAUGAUGGAAAUUGAAAUGGUGUGAUUUUAUUCUGAAGGUUAUUUUAGAAGCACUGUUGUAAAGUGAUUUAUUUUUAAAUGAUUUUAUGUCUCUUUUGAAUAGCAGACUUAAUUUGAAAGGUGUAAGGUCUGUUUUCCAAGCACAUUAUAAGAAUUUUGUUAAUUUUGGGUUGCAGCAUUUUAAUUUUGAGAUCUUGUGUCAUGUCCUGCCAAUGUUUUUUUUUUUUUUUUGGGCAGGGGGGACAAAUUGUGAUUAUUUAUGUUAAUCUAAAUGUUUUCUUUGCACUUUACUUUGAUGGGGGGUGGGAUGGUGCUAUUCUACAUACGUCCCUCAAAAGAUCCAACGUAUUGGGGAAUCCAAUCCAGGAUCUGUUACUCUUGAUUGCACCCGACUGAAGCUUUGAUUAAACAAAUUGGAGCCUAU